AUCUAUCACUCAGAGAAAACCCUAAUCCGUAGAACCUUAAAGCGCCGUCGCAUUUUAGCCGGAGAGAGCUGUAGUUCCGUCGGCAGAAGAAUCCUCGUAAUCAAUCAAUCAUGGGUAAGGUACACGGUUCCUUGGCUCGUGCCGGUAAGGUGAGAGGUCAGACACCGAAAGUGGCUAAACAGGACAAGAAGAAGAAGCCACGUGGUCGUGCCCACAAAAGGUUGCAACACAAUCGCCGUUUCGUCACCGCCGUUGUUGGAUUCGGCAAGAAGAGAGGACCCAACUCGUCUGAGAAGUAAACGAUGAUCAUACUGGAUCGAUGAGGCUCGAAGUGUUGCCUUGCUCUUUUGUUUUGCUGUCUCGUUUGAUGUGUUGCAUGUUUUUAUUGGUGGUCUUCUGCUGAUGGAUCAUUAGUUAGUAAAGAGUUCUGCAAUAUCCUCUUUGUUAAAGAUGUUCCAAUUUGGUUUUUCGAUAUAGACUAUUGUAACUUUCUCAUGCAUUUCUCAAUUAGUUUGACUUUGACCAAAGUUUUUUUCAA
This is a messenger RNA of Capsella rubella, 538 nucleotides long. Its product is annotated as 40S ribosomal protein S30. Bases 111 to 299 code for a protein of 62 amino acids. Lineage: Eukaryota; Viridiplantae; Streptophyta; Magnoliopsida; Brassicales; Brassicaceae. The record is from RefSeq and is a predicted model, not a curated record. Gene Ontology annotation, cellular component: ribosome; cytosolic small ribosomal subunit. Gene Ontology annotation, molecular function: structural constituent of ribosome. Gene Ontology annotation, biological process: translation. The transcript is spliced from 3 exons.